Messenger RNA from Encephalitozoon romaleae SJ-2008, 351 nucleotides. RefSeq lists its product as hypothetical. The record is from RefSeq and is a predicted model, not a curated record. NCBI's taxonomy places the organism in Eukaryota, Fungi, Microsporidia, Unikaryonidae. The transcript has a single exon. Bases 1 to 351 code for a protein of 116 amino acids.
AUGAGUCCAAAAGAGUCUGGCGUAGUGGUUAUGUCAAUAGGGAUGUUUGUGUUUCUUGUUGGUGGUAUUCUUCUGAUGGAUAGGGCACUGAUGAUAUCUGGCAACCUUCUGAUCAUCAUAGGCAUUUCUCUUCUGGCUAGAUCCAAGAUGUUUACCUUGCUGCGCCCUGAGAAGAUACAAGGUAUGGUGAUCUUUGUAGUUGCUGUAUUGUUUCUGAUCUACGGGUUUCUAGCAUUUGGCUUCCUUUUGGAGAUCCUGGGUUUAUUCCUACUUUUAAGAGAUAACAUUCCCACAUUCAGAGCUGUUCUCAGGACUUUACUAUUUGGAAAGUUGGGAAGACUUAUGAGAUAG